Molecule: messenger RNA, 24115 nt
Organism: Cavia porcellus (domestic guinea pig)
Lineage: Eukaryota; Metazoa; Chordata; Mammalia; Rodentia; Caviidae
Product: killer cell lectin-like receptor subfamily I member 1
Exons: 8
Coding region: 144-977 (277 amino acids)
Biological process (GO): stimulatory C-type lectin receptor signaling pathway; positive regulation of natural killer cell mediated cytotoxicity
Cellular component (GO): external side of plasma membrane; plasma membrane
Molecular function (GO): transmembrane signaling receptor activity
Source: RefSeq, a predicted model, not a curated record
CCUCACAGCUGUUGCUUGAGCACCAAAACUGGUACAUUAUUCACGGGUCUCUUCCUUGUACUUUAUUGUAGUGAUGUUAGAGAACAAAUAGAAAAGUUAUCAAAAAUUGAGCUGAAGGCUCAUAUUUUCCAAAUUUCUUCAGAAUGAGAAUGCCUAAAAACAGACCAAAUGAAGGCAUAGUACAGGAGCAAGAAAUAACUUACACAGAUGUGAAAAUUUCCAAAAAUCAACAGAAGCAAAGGGUAUUCAAGAGAGAACAGAAUCCUGUAUUAUCAAGUGAACAGGAGGUUAACUAUGUUGAAAUGAAGUUUCACAGAACAUCUCACAACAGAGCACAGCUUGGUGGACAAAAAAGAAAAGGUGCCCCAUCAACAGCAUGGAAGAGGAUAGCUGGCAUUUUAGCAUUCGUUUGCAUAGUUUUAAUUACAGUAAUUGGUACCUUGCUUUCAAACUUGUUUUCUAGCAGAGAAGAUCAAAGCAGAAACUUCACCCUUUUUCCUACUCUGUCUUCUAAAAGUAAUGAUCAGUUGGUGGUCAGAAAUAUGUGGAAAGUGAAGGCAGAGGUUGCUGUGGAAUGGAUGGCAGCCACUUCAACUUGUAGGUUUAUUUUUGAGGGAUGUUCCAGUGGUCUUUGCUCACACAACUGGAUUGGGUAUGGAAAUAGCUACUAUCAUUUUUCCAGUGAAGCCAAAACCUGGGAAGAAAGCCAAUCCACCUGUGCAAAGCUGAAUUCUCACCUUCUGAAAGUAGACUCUGAAGAAGACCUGAAACUGUCUUCAGUGAUUGAAAUGACAGGAUGGAUAGCUUUCAACAUCAAUGAAAACAAUGGAUCCUGGGUGGGGAAAAAUGUCUUCCAAUUGAAUGACAACUUACUUUUUGUUUUGGAAGGCAAGAACCAGAGUUGUGCUUAUGUGAAUGGAAAGUCUCUGUAUACUGAAGACUGUUCAUCUAGAAAACUUUUUAUCUGCCACCAUUAGAGGAUAACAGAGGAUAUAGAAACAAUAUAUGGUAAGAAUGUGUAAUAAAGUGAUGACCAGAGAAAUAUAACAAGAUUUCAUCAAUGUCAAAAAAUUUCAUGUUGGAGAUAGUAAUUUAUAUUGCAGUAAAUCUGUCCUGACCUAUAAGUAGUUGCUUAAUUUCACAUGAUAAUUUUUGCUGGAAAAAUUAUGGCAAAAGGAGCAUUUGAGUGUCUUGAAAAAAGUAUUUUGAAAUAACAUCACUGAAACAAUCUCAACAUGGAAAAAAGUGAGGAAAGGCAAUGACUGAUAGGUCAAAAUAGCAAAAUCAGACUCAGAUGUAGAGAAGUUAAUGAAAUAAUAAUAUAUUUUUUAUGUUUGAAAACAAUGAAUAAAAAAUUUAGAAAGGGAUGGGAGAGAAUGUAAUAGAUUUUCUUUGUGGCUUUGGAGAUUGAACCAAGAGCUCUCACACUGAGCUACAUAAUUAGUCUUCACAUCCCUUACUCUGUGUGUGUGUGUGUGUGUGUGUGUGUGUGUGUGUGUUGAAAUGUGAGUUUGUUGUUAAAUUACCCAGUCUAGGUUCAAAAUUAUUAUCUCCAUCUCAGCCCUCCAGUGUUGCGAUGAUUGUGGGUGUCUCAUUUUAUGCUUAUCAAUGUCUCAUUUUAUGCUCAUCAAUGAAUAUACUCAUUGAUUAUUUCAGUAACUGAAUGUGCUUUUAAGGAGGGGCCUGGGUGUGCAGAGGAGGGGCUGGGCGGAUCUGGGGUGCCAGCAUCAGCCUCCCCGUGUGUCUGGAGGACUGUGGAUAUCUCAGGAAGCAGGGGAGGACCGCAGGGUCCAGAGGCACCAUGGCCUGUGGUGAGUGCUCAACGCACUCUGCCCAAAGCCCAGACUGUUCUGGACCCUCCAGGCUUCCUAGUGCAGUGAAGUGGAGAGGUGGGUUUGAGGAGUCUACAUCCGCCUCCUCAUCCCGGCUGCACUUGGAUAGCUGUGGAGCUUCCAACGGGCAGGUGGGCGCACAGUGUCCCUGAGACCCAGCUUAUCUGAAACUGCAGAGUUCUGAACAGGCAGAGGAGGGCCAUUGGUUCUGCAGGCCCAGUGGCUUGGGGUAAUAGGGUGCCAGAGUCUCAGGAGCUGCAAACAUAAAAGGGGAUUUCCAACAGACCCUGAGGAAGCUUUCAAAUAACACUUGAAACACAGAAAUAUAGGAAAAUGACAAAACGAAAGAGAAAAUUACAACCUCAAACCUCCAGCCCAUCUCAAGAAACCCUAGGAGCAAUGUAUAUAGAAGAAAAUAUAUGCCAUUCACCUCAAAUAUCGGACACAAUAGCUAUUGAAAUUAACAAGCAACUCCGGGAAGCUUUAAAGAAAUUCAAACUCGAAAUAAUCUCCCAGGUAAAAGAAGAAAUGAUAAAAGAAAUGAAAGAGAUUCUGAAUAUAUCUAAAGAAAACACAGAUAAAAAAUUGGAGGAACUAACAAAAAGAUAGAAUCUCUAGACAAUCAAUAUAAGAAACAAACAGAAUACAUAAUGCAGAUGCACAGAGAUAUACAGGAAAUAAAAAACUCCACUGAAAGUUGUAAAAACCACCUUAAUAAAAGUGAAGCUAGAAUUUCAGACCUUGAAGACAGGAUUGCAGCUAGUGAACAGGAAACGAAAGAUCUUUUAAAAAUAACAAGGAAUCAGGAAACAACAAUUCAACAACUGCAAGACAAUGCAAAGAAAAAUAACAUAAGAAUGAUAGGGAUUAAUGAAAAGGAAGGAGACAACAUAAAGGAUGUCAAGAGGAUAUUUAGAGAAGUAAUAGAUGAAAAUUUCCCAAGCAUGAGAUCAGAAACCGACAUUAGGAUCAGUGAAGCAUAUAGAACUUCAAAUAGUCAUAACCAAAAUAAAACUACACCAGACAUAUAAUAAUCACCAUCCCAGAAAUCCAACACAAGAAGAGAUUAUUAAAAGGUGCCAGAGAGAAAAGACAGAUCACUUAUAAAGCAAAACCUAUCAGAAUCACAGCAGACUUCUCAGCACAAACAAUAACGUCAAGAAGAGCAUGGAGUGAAGUAUUCCAGAUCUUAAAGCAAAAUGAUUUCCAACCUAGACUGAUGUUUCCUGCAAAACUGUCAUUCAAAAUUGAUGGUGAAAUACGAUACUUCCAUGACAAAGAACAGCUGAAGAACUUCAUGAACACCAAACCAACCCUGUAAAAAUAUUGAAAGACAGUUUAGAUACACAAAGGAAAAAAACCACUAAGCAAAGCAGAUAAUUAAACAGAACAGAAAGAUAAAGAUGCAACAGCAGAGAGAUAACAUGUCAACAAUAAACCAGCAUUUAACAGUAAUAACAAUUAAUUUAAAUGGUCUCAAUGCACCAAUCAAAAGAAACAGAAUAGCAGAAUGGAUCAAGAAACAAAAUCCAACCAUAUGCUGUUUACAGGAACCCAUCUAACCCAGAAGGAUACUCACAGACUGAAAGUCAAAGGAUGGAAAACAAUACUUCAUGCAGCAGGAAUCCAAAAAAAGGCAGGAGUAGCCAUUCUGUUUGCAGACAACGUGAACUUUAAACCAACAAUGACCAUAAAGGACAAAGAAGGUCACUACAUACUAGUAAGGGGAAAACUCCAAGAGGAAGAGAUAACUAUCUUAAAUAUAUAUGCACCAAACUCCAGAGCACCCAGUUAUAUAAAAUAACUAUUAACAGAAAUGAAAACUCAAAUUAUCAGUAACACAAUUGUAACAGGAGACCUUAAUACGCCAUUGACACCAAGGGACCGAUCAACCAGACAGAAAAUGAGCAAAGAAAUAACAGAACUGAAUCACACCUGCAAACAAAUGGAUUUGAUAGAUAUAUACAGAAUGUCCCACCCCACAACAUCAGAAUACACAUUCUUCUCAGCAGUACAUGGAUCAUUCUCUAAAAUAGACCAUAUAUUAGCUCACAGAACAUAUUUAAACAAAUGUAAGAGAGUUAAAUUAUCCCUUGCAUGUUAUCGGAUCAUAGCGCUCUGAAAUUAGAAAUUAAUGAUAAAAGAUACUGCAAAAAUCCCACAAACACAUGAAAACUGAAUAACACACUCUUGAGUAAUCAGUGGGUCACAGAAGAAAGUAAAGAAGAAAUUAAACAAUACCUAAAAGAAAAUGAAAAUGCAGAUACAACUUACUGGAAUUUGUGGAAUGCAAUGAAAGCUGUCCUGAGAGGAAAAUUUAUUGCACUGAGUUCCCACAUCAGGAAAACAGAACGAAUAGAAAUAAAUAACUUGAUGCUACACCUCAAACAGCUAGAAAAAGAAGAGCAAGUCAAGCCCAAAGCCAAAAGAAGAGAGGAAAUUAUAAAAAUCAGAGCAGAAAUCAAUGCAAUAGAGAUUAAGAAAACAAUCCAAAGAAUCAACGAAUCAAAGAGUUGGUUCUUUGAAAGAAUAAAUAAAAUCGAUAAGCCCCUAGCCAACCUUAUUAAAAAAAAGGGAAGAAAAAGCUCAAAUUCAUGCAAUAAGAAAUGAAAAAGAUGAAAUCACUAAAGACCCAAUAGAAAUACAGAAGUUCAUCAACACCUAUUUCGAAAACCUCUACUCUCGAAAGUUUGAUAACACAGAAGAAAUAGACAGAUUCUUAGAAACAUAUGAAGUACCAAAGCUAGAUCAAGAGGAUGUAAAACUGUUGAAUAACCCAAUCUCUGUUAAUGAAAUUGAAAAUGUAAUUGUCCUUAUCUACAAAGAAGAGCCCAGGCCCAGAUGGAUUCACUGCAGAAUUCUACAAGAAAUACAAAGAAGACCUAAUGCCGACACUCCUCAAACUAUUCAAUGAAAUUGAAAGGGAAGCAAUCCUUUCUAAGUCAUUCUUGGAAGCAAGUAUUACUCUAGUACCAAAACCUGAGAAAGACCCAACUUAAAAAGAGAACUAUAGACCAAUCUCCCUAAUGAACACAGAUGCAAAAGUCCUCAAUAAAAUAUUGGCAAAUAGGAUGCAGCAAAUCAUCAAGAAGAUUAUACACCAUGACCAAGUGGGAUUCAUCCCAGGAAUGCAAGGAUGUUUCAACAUAUGUAAGUCAAUAAAUGUAAUCCACCAUAUCAAUAAAGCCAAAAGUAAUAAUCACAUAAUCAUUUCUAUAGAUGCAGAAAAAGCCUUCGAUAAGGUCCAACAUUUAUUCAUGAUAAGAACUUUACAGAAAAUUGGAAUAGAUGGUCUUUACCUCAAUAUAAUAAAGGCCAUUUAUGACAAACCAACAGCCAGCAUCAUACUAAAUGGCCAAAAAUUGAAAGCCUUUACUUUAAAAUCAGGCACAAGACAAGGAUGUCCUUUAUCACCACUCCUAUUUAAUAUAGUACUGGAAGUACUAGCCAGAGCAAUUAGGCAAGAAAGAGAAAUAAAAGGGGUAAAGAUAGGAAAAGAAGAAGUUAAAUUAUCAUUGUUUGCAGAUGACAUGAUACUCUACAUAGAAGACCCCUAAACUCCAUUGAAAGGCUCUUAGAUACAAUAAAUAAAUUCAGUAAUGUGGCUGGAUACAAAAUCAAUACUCAGAAAUCAAUAGCAUUCCUAUACACGAACAACAAAAUCACAGAGAGGGAAAUAAGAGAAACUACACCCUUCACAUUAGCAAGCAAAAAAAAAAAAUGAAAUAUUUAGGAAUUACGCUUAUGAAAGAAAUGAAAGACUUCUACAGUGAAAAUUAUAAUACACUGAAAAAAGAAAUUGAAGAUGAUCUCAGAAAAUGGAAAGACAUGCCUUGCUCAUGGAUAGGAAGAACAAACAUUGUGAAAAUGGCCAUUCUCCCAAAACUCUUAUACAGAUUCAAUGCAAUCCCAAUAGAAAUACCAUCAACAUACCUUAUAGAUCUAGAGAAAUCACUCCUAAAUUUCAUCUGGAACCAGAAGAGACCUAGAAUAGCUACGGCAAUUCUAAGCAGCGAAGACAAAGCAGGAGGCAUCACAAUCCCUGACUUGAAGUUAUACUACAAAGCAACAGUAGUAAAAUCAACAUGGUAUUGGAGUCAAAACAGAGCCUAAGAUCAAUGGAAUAGAUUAGAAGAUACAACCACAACUACAAACACACUCAACCACCUUAUCUUUGAUAAAGGAGCCAAGCAGGUUCGCUGGAAGAAUGACAGUCUCUUUAAUAAAUGGUGCUGGAAAAACUGGCUCUCCAUUUGCCAAAAACUAAAGCUAGACCCAUGUCUAUCACCCUGUACUAAAUUAAAAUCUAAAUGGGUCAAAGAUCUGAAUAUUAAAACAGAAACACUAAAUCUAUUGGAAGACAAAUUGGGUAGAAACCUUGAAGACAUAGGAGUAGGUGGAGAAUUCAUGAACAGGACUCAAACCACACGAGAAAUACUUCCCAGAAUCAAUAGCUGGGACCACUUCUUAUUAAAAAGUUUCUGCAUGUCAAAACAAAUCUACAGCAUGGUAAAAAGAAAACUCACUAACUGGGAAAAGAUCUUAGUGAACUCUCUCUCAGACAAGGGACUCUUGUCAAAAACAUAUAAAGAAUUAAAAAAACUCAGACCCCCAAAAUUCAAAGAUCCAGUCCAAAAAUGGGCAUCUGAGAUGCAUACGCACUUCUCAGAUGAAGAAAUGCAAAUGGCAAAUAAAUACAUGAAAAAAAUGUUGGAAUAGAUGGUCAUCAUCUAUUAUUCAUUAGUCAUUAGAGAAAUGCAAAUUAAAACCACACUGAGAUACCAUCUCACUCCUGAAAGAAUGGCCAGGAUCAAGAAAACCAACAACAACAAAUGCUGGAGAGGCUGUUGGAAAAAAGGAACUCUCCUACACUGUUGGUGGGAAUGUAGACUGGUGCAGCCUUUGUGGAGGUCAGUCUGGAGAUUUCUCAAAAAGCUCGGAUUUGAAGUCCCAUUUAUUCCAGCUAUUACACUUCUAGGCAUAUUCCCAGAAGAAGUGAAAGCAUCAUACCACAGUAAUAUAUGUGCACCUAUGUUUAUAGCAGCACAAUUUGUAAUCGCCAGAUCUUGGAAACAACCCAAGUGUCCAUCAACUGAGGAAUGGAUAAAAAAGUUGUGGUAUUUCUAUACAAUGGAGUAUUAUUCAGCUAUAAAGAAGGAUCGCAUUGAGAUAUUUAUCAAUAAAUGGGCGCAGCUUGAGACCAUACUCAUAAGUCAAAUAAAUCAAUCUCGCAUGUAUGAAUACCGAAUAGUUUCCCUAAUGUAAUUAAUGAUUCAAAUAUAUAAAAAUAUGUGGUAAUCAUGAUUCCCCAUUAUGUGGCCUUGAAGCCUUAUAAAGUUUUCACUUAUUAAUUGGAAAGGCUUUAUUUUAGGCUUCUUCAUAUGGAAAUAUUUGAAGCUAUAGUAUAUGAAUUUUUAUUCAAAUAUUUCAAGGAAAAAGACAGACACUAUGGUAACUACUAUUAAGUCAGGUUAUUUGAUGGUGAAGCACUAGGUUACUGAAACAGUCAUGCUUUGACCUGUAUUGUUAUACUGUUAUGUCCUGUUUUAUCUCAAUCUCUCCCUUAUUCAUUAAAAAAAUUAUUUAGUUAUUUCUUAUUUUUUUUAAUUAAGGAGAAAAAUUAAUAAAUUAGCAGGAUAUAUAAUAGUAACUUUUUUUGAUUUCCUAUUAACUUGUUUUGAAGUCCUGUAAUACUCCCACUAUCUUGUUUUGACUGAUUGGACUCUGUUCCAUUCUGUAGGAUAGUAUCAAGUUUGAGGGUAUAGGCAACUACUUUGAAGGCAAUAAGAUUCACUAAAAUGCCCAUUCUGGUUUGACUAUUGUCUCCUUUGGAAGUCCUGUAAUGUUUACAAUGAUUAAGUUUUAUUGGUCUUGUUCUCUACUGUUUUGUUCAACUUUAUAAUAUCUAAUGAGAUAGACAAUUCUUUUUAAGGAAACAAGAGACAUUGUUGAUAACCAUUGUUGAUAACCUUGUACUCUGUUUUACAUCAUGUGCUAUGUCUAUCCUUGGUUUUGACUGACAGCUUUGUUUUGCCAUAUUUGACUUUAUUCUCUCCCCCUCCAAAAAAAUAAUAAGAACUAAGGAGUAAUAAAACCCAAAAUGUAUAAAUUUCAUUGUAAAAAAGAGAGGGAAAAAAAGAGCUCUAAAGGAUACAACAGCAAGUGUGUUUAGGGGUGUUAAAUAGCAGACCAUAUUAAUGUUUUUGGUUGGAUCAUUGAACACAACUGUUUGCAGUCUCACUGUUUGAAUGUUCACUUUGUAUGCUUUGAUACUGUGAUUUGAGCAACUAUCUCUAAGAUGAUAAUAUGUAAUCUAUUAACUGGUGAUUUCUUACUGUUUUUUUUUUUUUGUAGUUCUGUAUUACUUGUACCCUUACUUUUUUUGUUUUGUUUUUUCUCUUUUUCCUUUUAAAUAAAAUUUUUAAAAAAAGGAGGUGCCUGGUUGUUGGAGGCAGGACACUGCAAGUGUGACCUAGAAGGAUUUGUUCUUGUGCAUUAUAUGACAUGUUAUUAAAUCAUAGUUUAUAAAGUAUCCAUAAAAUAAACUAGUUAUUUGUUGAUUUUAUAAUUUCAAAUAAAUUUCUUAAAAUUUUUUAUUUCAAUGAGACAAUUUUAGUUUUUAAAUUCUUAAACUUCACUGGGAAUGAAGAAAACUUACUGCCUAAUGCUUGUGGGUAGUUAUCUUACCCAUCAUGAUCCACAUUGGUUUUCAUUCACUGAACAAGUUAAAAAAAUACCACCUGUGCAUUAAAUAACAUUGCCAGAUCCAAGAUGUAUGAACUGAGGUAAGGUCUCUGUAGCAAAUGUAGAUAUUUUGGUUUUUGUUUUGUAUUUUAAAAUACAUAUUCUCACUGCUAACAGCUAUGUAGGACUAUAUGUCAGGUUAGCAUCAUAUAGUCAGGUUGAUUUGCUAGCCAGUGAUCAUAUGAAAGGAAGCUAUUUGUUUUGGUUAAAAGGAAAAAGAACUUUAUUCAAAGUUAUCUAUGAACAGAGGGAGAGGCCUUAUUUGCCCAAAUCACCCUCUCACAGUGUCCCGCAGUAUUUUAUAGCAAGGGACAGAGUGAACGGGGAAUACCACGAGUGAGUGCAUGUGCUGAAGCUUCCCCUUUGCUCCAUCUUCACUUGGUGUCCACCUUUCCUGUGCAAAGGAAACUUGGCCCAGACUUUGGGUCAGAACCUGUAUAUGAUGUCAUUUCAUCUGGGCUGAGGAGAUAAGGGGUGUACUGAUUAUACACUCAGCAGGAGGAAAAUUAAAAAAAAUCUAACUUCUAAAGUUUAAUUUGGCAUUGGUAACUACAAUUCCCCUCUUCUUAAACUUAGCUCCCCAUCUUGAGGUUCUUGGGAUGCUGCAUCAUCUGGCUGCUCAUCUAAUGGUGGACUGGCAUAUGGAUUCCAUCAGAGGUAGCAGAAGCAAAACCAAAAGAAAAACCAGAUACUUGCUCCUGCAAAGUGUCACUUAAGACUGGGAAGCAAAGUACAAAAGAAAGCCCAAGUUAGACGAUAACUACGAGUUGCUGCCCCUAUUAGAAGGGCUUUUGUUUUUAGGCAAUUGUGUUUAACAGUGGUCCCUACACUCUUUGGCACCAAGGACCAGUUUCAGGGAAGACACUUUUCCCAUGAACCAGUAUGAGAGGUGGCUUAGGGAUGAUUUGAGUGUAUGAUAUUUAUUGUGGAUUUUACUUCUAUUUUUAUGACAUUGUAACACACAGUGAAAGAAUUAUGCAGUACAUCACAAUACAGAAUCAAUGAGAUUCCAAAGCUUAUUUUUCUUUUCUUUUUUAUUUUGAAAACCAAAACAAUAUAUAUGUAAUAAAAAUGAUGAUACAGAAUUUCAAUACCAUACAAUAGGAGACUAACACCGAUUAAUACAUUGUGUAUUGUUAUCUUUAAAGUAGUUGUCCAGUUUGUAAGAUAUAGGCAAGAAGAAAAUGAUCAAAUAAUUGAACAAUGAAAGCACAAACUGUUCUUUCUGCUGAACUCAUAGAGAUUAGUUGUACAGUUAUCUAUCUUGUGUGUGUAUAUCUACACAUAUGUAAUAUAUAUAUUAUAUAUAUCCAUAUAUAAUUUUUCAACUAAUCAAUUUAUCCUCUUCAACACAAAAUCAAUUAACCUUGCUUAUUCACAAAUGGAUGAUGGAUCCAUGUCCCCUGGCUUGAGUUUUAUGAGAUUGUGAAGCAAAGUCCACACUUCUUUGAAAGCUGAGAUAGAUGAUCUGAGAGAAGGAAGACCCUGGCUCUGCCUCUUUCAAAAUCUCUGCCAAUUUUGAAUGAUGUAAAAACAAAUAAAUAGCCCUACUCUUUGUUCAUUAUUUUCAUAACUCCAGUUUGGCUUUGAAUGCAGCCCCUUUAUCUGCUGACUUGAAUAUUGUUAUUAUUUUCCCCUGAAAUGAUUGACUGAGUUCAUGGAGCACGUUGACUAUGUCAAAAAACUAAGCCAGUUUUGCAGCUCACUCAGUGUCCCUAAAAUAUGCUGUCAGAGGUGACUAGUUUUCAAAGGAAAUUUCUAGAGUAGCUCUCAUAGGUCAAAAACUCUGCUCCAAGAUGUACCUUUAAAAAUUCAUCUCACAUCUGUGUUUGAAAAUGUGUGCUUUCUGCAUUCAUCUCCUUAGUGAGCUGCACAAACAGACUUGAGUUAAGGGUAUGUAAUUUAAUGUGGUGCAUAAUUUUAAUCGAAUGUUGGGAAGUGUUUUAAAACUCAGAUUAUCUUUCUCUAUAGAUGAAGCAGUGCUUGGAUUUACAUAUGGAAAUGAUUUCUUUGAGCUAAGUAGUGAAACCUGAAAGCUUGUCCAGUCAUGGCAGCCACUUCACUCAUGAAUAUACUGGCACAAAAAUGAUCAGUUUCACUUCCCUGAUAUGUAAUCAUUCAAAGAUUUGAACAAUCCUGCUGCUGUGGUUUUGACUGGCAACAAAUCUGCAUUUUCUUAUGAUUAGAUCAAUACAUAAAGAUUAGUAGGCUUUACUGCUUGUCUUAUUUUCAAUAUACAAAGAGACCAUUGGUGUUUCAAACACGGGUUUGUAUUUUUACUGUUUCCCUUUGUAUUUUGCAAAUAAAACAAAGCAUUAUUACUUUGCAGUGAGAAUUUUGUAAUGAGAAUAUAGACCACAGCUUUUAAGUUAUGGAUCUAUUAUGGAAUUUAAAAAUUGCAUAAUUCUAAUAUCACUUGAAAGAGCUGUAAGUUUAACUGAUAGUAAGCUAUAAUUUCAACUAAUGAAAUUUAUUAUUGGUGACAUCACCAACACUGCUUCUUUUCUUACCACACUGUGGCAUCUUUUUAAAGGUAUUCCAUUUGUCGUUGUUCUGCAAGGCUGUAUGUUGGGUUCUGGAUAUGUGGUUCCCUGUGUUGGGCUUUGCUGUUACCCUAAGGUUGUCCAGUGAAUCAUCACUGAAUCCCAAACAAGGAGGUGAGGAGUACCAAGGGACAUCAGGAAAAGUGGCACUGAAAAUGCUUUCAAGACAGAUUUUCCUUGCAUGGAAGAACUUUCUUGGGUCUACAUGUUUUCCAUUCUCCUGGAUAUCUUAAUCCUGGAAUACUCAAGGUUUCAAAGUAUUAGAAGUAAGAUGACUGAAAACUCUAUAUGAAGAUUGCAUCAUGGCUGACUAUGACAGUGGCAGUUGAGGAAAACUUAGAAGACAUGAGGCAGGAAGUGUAGGUACCAGAAAUGGGGGAUGCAAACAAAUCCAAAUAUGGAAAGGCCAGUAGGAAAAACUCAACAUAGUUUUCAAUGUUCUUAACACUCCUGCCUUGUAAUUAUGCAAUUUCUAGCACAUGUCUACCUAUGCAUCCAGGCUAGCCAAGGCCACAAAUUGGUUUCACAGGACCAGUGAGUGCAAUUUAGGGCUCCCCAUCUAAUUUCAGGGCAAUUAAAUGGUCUGUUGGAGACCAGUAUUCAACCUGCAAAGUUUUGGUUUUUGUGUCCUGUUCAGGGAGUAUCCCUAAUGUAUAGUAGAGAUAGGUCAAUGAGAAUAAGAGUGACUUUUUUGUUCCCAACAUAAAGGAGCCUACCAAUAAGUUGUCCUACAGUUGCAGUUAACCAUGCACAAUUAUCACAUAUAUGAAAGUAACUAUCCUUAUGUCUAUGAUAUAAUCUUUAUUCUUACUUAAUAAAGUUCUAUUAGAGUCUGUAGAGAGGCUUCAGUGGCACUUGAGAAAAAAUUUACCUAUGUCCAGUAUCAUUAAAGGUGUUAAUUUAUAGGCCACUCAGUUACCUUGUGGUGGUGGGCUAAGCUAUGAACCACUAAACUUUUUCCUGUCUCAUUAAAUGAACCCUUAUAGAUUAUCCCAGGUAGCUCCUUGAAAUGGGGAUACUCAUGAAGGAGGUCCUAAUAUACUUGACAAUGGAACAGGCACAGAUAUUUGUCAUAACAAUUCGCAUAUUCUUGUGCCCACACUAGAAAGAAGUUGCAUUGUUCUGUAAGAGAUACAGUAAUUAGUAAAAGGACUAAGAGUAACAUCAUAGAUUACUUAUUUGAAGACUGUUUUGUUUUUGAACAAGAAUUUUAAGUCUUCUGUUGGUUCACAGGAGUAUUCCAAAUGUUGCUUGUACUCAGCACCAGUCUCUGGUUCCCAGGGCUUGAGUUGAGUAUGUUUUAUAUAUGAGUCAGGCCUGCCACCUUGAUAGCUAUUGGAGUUGCAGAAUCAUGUGCGUCCUAGAGCAGGAGAUGUUGGGACUAAGACUGGAGAUGAUGAUGAGGGAAGGUACUUUACCAUUACUAAAUCAUGAGGGUGGAAUGUGGGAUUCUCUUUUCUUAAGCUGAGUUGUUAUUAGUUGUUCAAGAGUCUGUUGUAAUUUAAAUUUUAUUUAAAGAAAGAUUAAAACAAAACAGAAAAUGUGUAAAAACAAUACAUACAAUCCAGAAAAAAAACAGUAAGAAAUCACUAGUUAAUGUUUACAUAAUGUCCUUUUACAAAUAGUUGUUCAAGAUACAAAAGUGGAACAUACAAAGUGGGAAUUCAAACAGCGAUACAGCAAACAGCUCUCUUCAAGUAUCCAACGAAAACUUAGUGAUAUGGUUUCAAUCCUAUACACUUAAACAUACAUGCCAUUAUCCAUAUCUUCACUUAUGUUGAGAUUAAACAAACUAAAGCAGGCUAAAGUCAUUCGGAACAAAGAAUAAUAAUAUUGCUGGAUUUCAUAUCAUGGCACUCUGGGAUCAGCACUGGGUACUGUAGAGUCUUUUUUAAAAAUUUUUAUUUAAAAAAAGACUAAACAAAACAGAAAACAGGUAGAAAUAACACAUACUUUCAAAGAAAAAAUAAACAGUAAGAAAUCACUAGUUGAUAACAGAUUGUCCUCUUACAAAUAGUUAUUCGAGAUACUAAAGUGUAGCAUAUAAAGUUGGGAUUCAAACAGUGAGACUGCAACCAGUUCUGUUCAACUAUCCAACAAAAGCUUAGAAACAUGGUUAUCAAUCCUAUACACUUAAACAUACAUGCAGUUAUCCAUAUCUUCAAUUAUGUUUGAGAUUGAACAAAACCAAGCAGGCUAAUAUUACUCUGAACAAAGUAUAAUACUAUUUCUGGGUUUCACAUCAUGACCCUAUAGGAUCAGCACUUGUUACUUUAGUGUCUCUUUUUCUUCAAAGUAUCUGUUCAUUUUACCAUGUGUCGUAAGAUCAGGUCUCAUACACUGCAGCUGCCCUCCUGAAGGAGUGAGUUGGGCCAAGCUGUGGUACCCCAUUUCGGCCAUAUUGAUCACCCUUUCUCACCCUGAGUGCACAUCACAGCUGCCCGCCCAGAGGAGUGAGUUGGGCCGAGCCGCGGGACCCUGUUCCAGCCUUGUUGACACUCCAAGGGCACAUCUCAGCUGUCUGCCAGGGAGAGCCCUGGGCUUAGCUGUGGGACCCUGCUCCAGCCUUGCUGACUGCCCUCUCUCAGCCGGAGGGUACGAAAGCUGCCCCGCCUGAAAGAGGGAACUGGGCCAAGCUGCGGGAACCUCCUGCUGCCUUGCCUGCGACCUUCUUUCUACCUGGAGAGCACUGGCAGUACUGCCACCACCUGGAGAAGGGAGCAGCCCUGCUAAGGAAGUCUGAGGCCUACCUGGGCCAUAGAAGGACCCCCUACCAGCCUGGGGAGCUUUGCCAUCCAAGGAGCUGGAUAGUUACACAACAUCCAAUCCCUGGGAGAGUAUGAGAUCCUUGCUCUAGGGGGUUUGGGGCCCACUGGGUUUGCAGCCACACUACCUUGUGCUUAGUUGGAUUUCAAAUUGCCUGGACCACACCAGGUGGCCUUCUUUCCCUCAGGGGAGCUUUGCUGCCAGAAGGGGGAGCUGUGUAGCUUGAGGAGGCUUUAGGUCUACCUGAGAGGAGCCUGGCAACCUUCUUAUAAUCCCGGGGGCGUCACUGCCUAGGAGGGAGCUACACUACCAGAAGAUCCCAGGAGCCCAGGACAUAGGAGACAAGUUACAACACAUCCAGGGGAAGCUUUGGAACAACAUUUGAAAUGCAGAAAUAUAGGAAAAUGACAAUUUGAAAGAUCAAAAUGAAAUCUCAAACAUCCAGUACACCCCAAGAGAGCCAAGGAGCCAUGUACAUAGAAGAAAAUACAUGCCAUAUGCCUGAAAUACCUGAAAUAAUAGUAACCGAAAUAAGGAAGCAACUCUGGGAAGCUUUAAAGGAAUUCAAACUAGAAAAAAUCUCUCAGGUAAAAGAAGAAAUGACAAAAGAAAUGAAGGAGAUGCUGAACAUAUCUAAAGAAGACACAGUUAAAAAUUGUAGGAACUAAACAAAAAGAUAAAAUUACUGGAUGAACAAUAUAAAAAACAAACAGUAUAUAAAGCAGAUACAAAGAGAUACACAGGAAAUCAAAAACUCCAUUAAGAGUUGUAAAAACCACCUCAAUGAAUGUGAAGAUAGAAUUUCAGACCUCGAAGACAGUGAACAGAAAAGGAAAGAUCUUUUAAAAACAACAAGGAAUCAGGAAAUAACAAUUCAACAGCUGCAAGAUGAUGCAAAGAAAGACAACAUAAGGUUGAUAGAGAUAAAUGAAAAAGAAGGGGACAACAUAAAGGAUGUCAAGAGGAUAUUUAGAGAAGUAAUAGCUGAAAAUUUCCCAAACAUGAGAUUGGAAACUGAUAUCAAGAUCAGUGAAGCAUAUAGAACUCCAAAUAGCCAUAACCAAAAUAAAACUACACCCACACGUAUAGUAGUCACCAUCCCAGAAAUGGAACAAAAGAAUAAAAUAUUAAAAGCUUCAGAGAGAAAAGACAGAUCACCUAUAAAGGAAAACAUAUCAGAAUCACAGCAGACUUCUCAGCACAAACAAUAAAGUCAAGAUGAACACAGAGUGAAAUAUUUCAGAUCCUAAAGGAAAAUGAUUUCCAACCUAGACUGAUGUACUCUGAAAAACUGUCCUUCAAAAUCGAUGGAAAAAUAUGAUACUUCCAUGACAAAGAACAGUUUAAGAACUUCAUGAUCACUAAGGCAACCCUGCAAAGAACACUGAAAGACAGUUUAGAUACACUUAGGAAAAAAACCACUAAAUGAAGCAGACAAUUAAACAGAACAGAAAGAUAAAGAUGAUGCAACAGUGGAAAGAAAACAUGUCAACAAUAAACCAACAUAUAACAGUUAUAACCAUUAAUGUAAAUGGUCUCAAUGCACCAAUUAAAAGAAACAGACUGGAAGAAUGGAUCAAGAAACAAUAUCCAACCAUAUGCUGUCUACAAGAAACAUAUCUAACCCAAAAGUAUACUCACAGACUGAAAGUCAAAGGAUGGAAGACAAUACUUCAUGCAACAGGAACCCCCCCCCAAAAAAAGUGGGGAUAGCUAUUCUGUUUACAGACAAUGUGAACUUCAAACCAAUAAUGAUCAGAAGAGAUAAGGUCACUACACACUGGUUAGAGGAAAAUUUCAAGAGGACAAGAUAACUAUCUUAAAUAUGUAUGCACCAAAUUCCAGUCAUAUAAAACAAGUAUUAACAGAAAUAAAAAAACAAAUUAGCAGUAAUACAAUUAUAAGGAGAUCUUAAAACACCAUUGACAACAAUGGACAGAUUAACUAGACAGAAAAUCAGGAAAGAAAUAACAGAACUGAAUCACACCUGUGAACAAAUGGACUUGAUAGACAUAUACAGAGUAUGCCUCCCAACAACCACAGAAUACACAUUCUUCUCAGCAGUAAAUGAGUCAUUCUCUAAAAUAGACCAUAUAUUAACUCACAGAACAUAUUUAAAUAAAUGCCAAGGAGUUGAAAUUAUCCCUUGCAUGUUAUUGGAUGAUACCACAAUGAAAUUAGAAAUUUAUGAUGAAAGAUACUGCAAAUAUCCCCCAAACACAUGGAAUGUGAAUAACACCCUCUUGAGUAAUCCAUGGGUCACAAGGGAAACUAAACAAGAAAUUAAACAAUACCUACAAACAAAUGAAAACACAAAUACAACUUACCAGAAUCUGUGAGAUGCAAUGAAAGCUGUCCUCAGAGGAAAAUUUAUAGCACUGAGUUCCCACAUCAGGAAAACAGAAGAAACACAAAUAAAUAACCUGAUGUUACACCAUAAACAUCUAGAAAAAAGAUGAGCAAUUCAAGACCAAAGCCAAAAUAAGAGAGAAAAUAAUAAAAAUCAGAGCAGAAAUCAAUGUGAUAGAGACUAAGAAAACAAAAAAAUCAAUUAAUCAAAGAGUUGGUUCUUUGAAAGAAUAAAUAAAAUCGAUAAGCCCCUAGCCAACCUUAUUUAAAAAGGGAAGAAAAAGCUCAAAUUCAUGCAAUAAGAAGUGAAAGAGGUGAAAUUACUACAGACCCUAUAGAAAUACAGAAGAUCAUCAACACCUGUUUCAAAAACCUCUACUCUCAAAGGUUUGAUAACACAGAGGAAAUAGACAGAUACCUAGAAAUAUAUGAAGUACCAAAGCUAGGUCAAGAAGAUGUAAAACUGCUGAAUAAUGCAAUUUCUAUCAAUGAAAUUGAAAAUGUAAUUAAGUCCUUACCUACAAAGAAGAGCCCAGGCCAGACGGAUUCACUACGGAAUUCUACAAGAAAUACAAAGAAGACCUAAUGCCGACACUCCUCAAACUCUUCAAUGAAAUUGAAAGGGAAGUAAUCCUUCCUAAGUCAUUCCUGGAAGCCAAUAUUACUCUAGUACCAAAACCUGAGAAGGACCCAAAUGAAAAAGAGAAAUAAAGACCAAUCUCCCCAAAGAACACAGAUGCAAAAAUCCUCAAAAAAUUAUUGGCAAAUGGGAUGCAGCAAAUCAUCAAGAAGAUUAUACACCAUGACCAAGUGGCGUUCAUCCCAGGCAUUCGGGGAUUCAACAUACAUAAAUCAAUAAGUGUAAUCCACCACAUCAAUAAAGCCAAAAGUAAGAAUCACAUGAUCAUUUCUAUAGAUGAGGAAAAAGCAUUUGAUAAGGACCAACAUUCGUUUAUGGUAAGAACCUUGCAGAAAAUUGGAAUAGAUGGUCUUUACCCCAAAAUAAUAAAGGCUGUCUCCGACAAACCAACAGCCAAUAUCAUACUAAAUGGUCAAAAAUUGAAGGCCUUUUCUUCAAAAUCAGGCACAAGACAAGGAUGUCCCUUAUCACCACUCCUGUUUAAUAUACUACUGGAAAUACUAACCAGAACAAUUAGACAAGAGAGAGAAAUAAAAAGGGGUAAAGAUAGGAAAAGAAGAAGUUAAAUUAUCAUUAUUUGCAGAUGACAUGAUACUCUACAUAGAAGUCCCUCAAAACUCCACUGAAAGACUCCUAGAUAUAAUAAAUAAAUUCACCACUGUGGUUGGAUACAAAAUCAAUAUUGAAAAAUCAAUAGCAUUCCUCUACAGUAACAAGAAAAAUCACAGAGAGAGAGAAAUAAGAGAAGCUACACCCUUCACACUAGCAACCAAAAGAAUGAAAUAUUUUAGAAGUACUCUCACAAAAGAAGUGAAAGAACUAUACAGGGACAAUUAUAAUACACUGAAAAAUGAAAUUGAAGAUGAUCUAAGAAAAUGGAAAGACAUCCCUUGCUCAUAGAUUGCAAGAAUAAAUAUUGUGAAAAUGGCCAUUCUCCCAAAACUGUUAUACAGAUUCAAUGCAAUCCCAAUAAAAAUACCAUCAACAUACCUCAUAGAACUUGAGAAAUCACUCCUAAAAUUCAUCUGGAACCAGAAGAGACCUAAAAUAGCAAAGACAAUUCCAAGCAGCAAAGGCAAGGCAGGAAGUAUCACAAUCCCUGACUUGAAGUUAUACUACAAAGCAACUGUAAUAAAAUCAACAUUGUACUGGAACCAAAACAGAGCCGAAAAUCAGUGUAAUAGAUUAGAAGAUACAACCACAACUACAAACACACUCAACCACCUUAUUUUUGAUAAAGGGUCCAAACACUGGAAGAACGACAGUCUUUAAUAAAUGGUGUUGGAAAAACUGGCUCUCCAUAUGCCGAAAACUAAAACUAGACCCGUGCCUAUCACCAAGUACUAAAAUAAAAUCUAAAUGGACUAAAAAUCUUAAUGUUAAAACAGAAACACUAAAUAUAUUGGAAAACAAAUUGGGUAAAAACCUUGAAGACAUAGGAGUAGGUAGAGAAUUCAUGAACAGGACUCAAACCGCACGGGAAAUACUUCCCAGAAUCAGUAACUGGGAUCACCUCUUAUUAAAAAGCUUCUGCACGUGAAAUAAAUCUCCAGUAUAGUAAAAAGAAAACCCACAAACUGGGAAAAAAUCUUAGUGAGCUUCCCCUCAGACAAAGGACUUCUGUCUAAAACAUAUAAAGAAUUUUAAAAAUCAAACCCCCAAAAUGCAAAGACCCAAUCCAAAAAAUGGGCAUCUGACAUGAAUACACAAUUCUCAAAUGAAGAAAUACAAAAGGCAAAUAAAUACAUGAAAAAAUGUUCAUCAUUACUCAUUAGAGAAAUGCAGAUUAAAACAACACUGAGAUUUCAUCUCACUCCCUGAAAGAAUGGCCAAGACCAAGAAAACCACCAACAACAAAUGCUGGAGAGGCUAUGUGGGAAAAAGGAACUCUCCUGCUCUGUUGGUGGGAGUGUAGACUGGUUCAACCAUUGUGGAGGUCAAUCUGGAGAUUUCUCAGAAAGCUUGGAUUGGAAGCCCCAUUUGACCCAGCAAUUCCAUUUCUAGGCAUAUUCCCAGAAGAACUGAAAGCAUCUUACCACAGUGAUAUAUGUGCACCAAUGUUUACAGCAGCACAAUUUGUAAUAGCCAGAUAUUGGAAACAACCUAAGUGUCCAUUAACUGAGGAAUGGAUAAAAAGUUAUGAUAUUUUUAUACAAUGGAGUACUAAUCAGCUAUAAAUAAUGAUCACAUUGAGAUAUUUAUAAAUAAAUGGACGCAGCUUGAGACCAUACUCAUAAGUGAAAUAAAUCAAACUCAUGUAUAAUUACUGAAUAGUUUCCCUGGUGUAAAAACUGAUAAGAAUGCCUUAAAGUAUGUGGUAAUCAUGAUUCCCAGUUACAUUGGUUUGAAGCCAUAUAGUGUUUUCACUCAUUAAUUGGAAUGGUUUUAUUUUUGGUUGUUCGAUUUUUUGUCUGUGAUUGUACGAAUAGCUAUUUUGAAGAAAACAAGCCAUUAUAAUAGCUAGUACUGAUUUAAUUCAACUUGUUUUGAAGUCCCAUCAAGCUAUUGUACAAUGGUUCCAUUAGUUUUAACAUGUUGUAUCUUAUUAUAUUUUAAUAUAUGUGAUAGUAUAAACAAAAUUUUUAUAGGCAAGGAGAUAAUAUAGAAACCAUUGUUAGUUUUCUGUUAGCUGGUUCUAAAUCCCCUGUAAUAUUUUCAUUCUCUUGAAUGGUUUCACACUGUCUUGGUAUGUUUGAUGCUAUAGUAUAUGAAGUUAUACUCAAAUAUUGCAAGGAAAGAGAUACUAUGGUAACUAAUAUUAUGUCAGGUUAUCUGGUGGUGAAACACUAUGAUACUUAAAUUGUUCUGUUCUGAACUGUGUUAUUCUGUUGUUAUGUCCUCUUUUAUCUCAAUCUCCCUUUUUUCUUUUUUUUUAAAUUAAUUUAUUUUUUCUUAUCAUUUUUUUAUUAAGGGAAAAAUAAAUUUGAAAAUAGUGAGAUAUAUUAUAGUAACUUUUUGUUUUCCUAUUUACCUGAUUUGAACCCCUGUACUGCUCUCCCCAUCUUGUUUUGACUGAUUUUACUCUAUUCUGUUUUGCUUGAUAGUAUCAAGUUUGAGGGUAUAGGCAACCACUUUGAAGGCAAUAAGAUUUACUAUGAUGCCAUUAUGGUUAGACUAUUAUCUUCUUUUGAAAUCCUGUAAAGUCUCCAAUAUUUAGUUUUUAUUGACUUUGUUCUGUUCUGUUUUGUUCAAUUCUAUUAUACCUGAUGAUACAGGCAACUCUUUUUAAGAUAGCAAGAGGCAUAAUGGUAACCACUGUUGAUCAACUGGUAUUCUGUUUUUACAUCACGUACUAUGUCCAUCUUUCUGUUCUAACUGAAUGUUUUGUUUUGUCACAUUUGGUUUUUUCUCUACAAAAAAAAAAAAACAGUAAUAAGAGCUGUGGGAGUGAUAAAACCCAAAAUGUGUAAUUGUUAUUGUAAAAAAAAGAGGAAAAGAAAGUGAUCCACAGGAUAUAACUGCAUUUAUAUUUAAGUGUGUAAGAUAGAAAACCAUACUACUAACUGUUGGAUCACUGAAUAGAACUGUUUGCAAUCUCACUGUUUGAAUGUUCACUUUGUGUACUUUAAUUUUGUAAUUUGAAAAACUAUUUCUAAGAUGACAAUAUGUAAUCUAUUAACUAGUGAUUUCUUACUGUAAUUUUUUUUCUUGAAAUUCUGUAUUACUUGUACCAUUUCACUGUUUUGUUUCGGUUUUUUAUCUUUAAAUAAAAAAUGAUCAGGUCUCAUAAACUGUUUAUAGAUUCUACACGUACAUGAGUCUUAACAUGUAUUUCUAUCCUUUCUAUAUUAGAGGGAGAAACAAAAGAAAGCAAGAUAAAACAAAACAUAUUCCUAUAAAUACAUGAAACAAAAAAGACAUAUAAGACCAUUGUACAAGGAGUUCUACCAUAGUUCCUGUGUUGUUUCUUGUUAUCCUCAAUAGAAUUGGCAAUAUCAUCAGACAUAGUACAAUUCAAUAUAUCAGUGCAUAACAGUAUUAAUAAAAACCCAAUUUUUAUACAGAAUAAAACUUCAAAAACAGGCAGUUAUCAAACCAGAAUGCAUAUCAUAGCAAGUCUUGUCAUCCUCAGUGUAGUUGCCUAUACUCUUAGACUUGAUACUAUCAAUAGUAUCAGUUUUGAAUAAAAUCUGUUGAUACCAAACAGCAAUCAAACCAACCAGAAUUAACUAAGAUCAGUCAUGAUAAAACAAUAUAAGUCAUACAGGGCUCCAGAUUGAGAUAAUAGGAAAUUAAAAAUGAUUACUGUGCUAUAUCCUGAUGUUUUGAGGAUAGCUGUCUGUGCCCUCAAUUCUAAUGCAAGUAGACAAACUGGAACAGAAUAAAAUCUAUCAAAAAAAGGAGUAAAAUUUAUCUAAGCAGAGUGGUGUGAGUAAUGUGGGUUUUAAAUCCUGAUACACUAUUAACAAUAUCUUCUGCUAUCUUUUUUAAAACUCUCUCUCUCCUCUUUCACCUCCCCAAGGUACACUGUGUCAUUUUGGGUCUCACCAAGACCCUUAGUUUUAAAUUGUAGUGGGGGACAACCUGCUAUUUACCUAAGUGGUUCUGAACCUUCUCUCUCCUGGACUUGAUCUCCAAUUGUAUUCCUUUACCUAUUAAAGCCUGUCUUUCCAACCUAUCUACAAAUACUUGUCUAGCUGUUCCUAUUACUCUCUGGUUCUCUGUCACAUAGAGCACUGUUUUCUCAUAUUUGAUUUUCAGUCCCUGUACUCUUUUCAUGUUAAUUACAUUUCUUUUAAAUAGCAACUAGGUAGACCCUGCCUCCUGAUAUACUGUGGUUCUUUUUUUUUUUUAAUUUAGUGAAACAAGGCCAUCUAUAUUAGACAUUAUAACCAACAUUCUCUGCCUCAUUUCUGUUAUGCUCUUUUUUUGCCAUCAGUUGUCUGCUUAUCUUCUUCUUUCUGUUUUCUGCUUCAUUCAGUGAGGCCUCUCUGCUACUGUUCCUGGAAUCCUAGUACUUUUCUCUCUCUCUCUCUAGGAUGCCCUGCAGUAUUCUCUGUAGAGUUGGAUUGGUGGUUGCAAAUUUCCCAAGUUCCUCUUUGUCUUGGAAGCAUCUUGUUUCUCCAUUAAUUUCUAGAGACAGUUUAUCAGGGUAUAUCAAUCUGGGAUGGAGGUUAUUUUCUUUCAGGGCAUGGAAUAUUUUGCUCCAGGCUCUUCUUGACUUGAUGGUUUGUGUCAAGAAGUCUGCUAUUAUUCUGAUGGGCUUUCCUUUAUAGGUUAUCUGUUUCUUGUCACUAACAGCUUUUAAUAUUCUAUUCUUAUAUUGAAUUUUUGGAAUCUUGAUUAUUAUAUGCCUGAGUGUAUCUCUGUUUUGGUUGUAGGUGGCUGGAGUUCUGUUUGCCUCAUAUAGCAGAAUAUCAUUUCCUUUUCCUAUGUUUGGAAAGUUUUCCUUAAUUAUUUCUGUGAAUAAAAUUUGUAGUUCCAUUGUUUGUACCCCAGCUUAUACAUUCACAUUCUUAAUUCUCAAGUUAUAGAUCCUGUUGUCAUCUUCUAACCUUUGUAUUGUUACUGUUUGCUUCCUUGUUAUUUUUAAAAAGUUUUCCCUUUCAUAAUCCCACAUUGCAAACCUGCCCUCCAGUUUGGAUAUCUAUCAUUUCUUUCAAGCAGAUUUGCCAUCUUUCCAUAGAGUUUUAAUUUCCUGGUAAUCUCUUUGGAUCUGCUUCAUGUAUUCUAUAUUUUGUUUAUAUUCUUCAUCAAAUGGUUCUCUCCUUUGUUUGAGUUCCUCCUUUCUUCCAUCUGUGUCUGUUUGAGGAGUGCUUAGUAUAUCCUUUUUAAUCUUCUUAUAUCUUGCUUUACUUGGCUAAAUAUUUCACUUUUGAACUCUCUAUGAGGUCCUGAAGAUAUCUCUUUAUGUCCACUGGUGCCAUGUCUGAUAUUGCAUGUUUGCUGUUCUUAUUCUCCUUUGUAUUUACCUGUCCUGGAUCAAUGUUCUCAGGGUUGGGACCUGGAUACUUUUUGUUUUUGCUUCCUCUUCCCAUCUUUUUUGUUUCUUCCAGGAGACCCCAGUUUCUUUCUUUUAUGGUUACAAUUCUUCUGAAGCAUGCUGGCUAGGUGACCUUUCCCACUGUAGUAUGCUAGUGAGUCACAAACAGGCACACUUUGUGCCUCUACUUCUAAGUCUGUUUCCAUGUUCCUGUACAUGAUUGUGAACACAAGGGGCUUCAUUGUUUGUGGUCUGCAGGGUCCAGUGCCCUUCUGGUGUCUGAUGAGUGCUGAGGCUGCUGAAAGUUUCCAGGAGAUGGAAGUGUCCCAGAGAUACUGCACUGUGCAACAUGCCCCUGGGGCCAAGCCUGCAGAGCUUAUCUUAUUGCUUUUUGAAUCUCUCUCUGAGGGGAGGCAGAGACUGCACCAAGUCUGCUCCCAGAGGGGAGGAGUGACCUUAGAACUCAGAAACGUGCCAAUCACAUGAUGUGCAAUGGUAAAGUAGGAUUUGAACAAGAACACAGGCCCCACAGCAGGGAAAGCAGAUCUGGAUUGCAGGUACAUGGAAGAAGCAUGCCCUCGCCAUGCCCUGAAGAGCCCAGCCCCCCACUGCAUCCCUCAGCAUGAACUGCUCCAUCAUCAGGUUAGAAGGGGACACCAGGAAGCAGGACUUAUCUUUAUUUACCUUGUUUUCUGUGGCCACAGAUGAAGACUUGGGUGGCUCUGCUGAUGUGUAUUAUUAUAAUACUACAGGCCUCUCUGAAGGAGUCCAAGUCUGGGAAUGAUUUCUGAGACUAAAACUUUUACCACUUCUUGUGCUUUUUAUGUUCUGCAAGAAAAGGCCUCAGUACAGUUUGUGAAAGUAUCUAUCCAAACCACUAGUUAUUAGAGCUCCUUACUCACUGGCAUAUGAAUAAAACUGAGCUACCAAUGUUUUCCAGGAUAUUUACCACAUUUCUGUAUAACUGGAGGAGUUAUGGCCUGGUUAAGAGGAUUGUUAUUUUGGUAGAGCUCACAUGUCUUAACUGUCUGAUGUAUCAUCUAAGAAAACCCCUUUCCUAUGAGUAACUUUAUGGUUAUUUUGUGGGACUUUAUCACUCCCAAAGUAAAAGGUUUGUUGUAAAGACAGUAAUUUUCCAUCAACUUGUACCAGAAAGGAACAAUUUGCCAGCAUCUGAUUAUUAUCCUGAUGGAGGAAAUGACACCUGUUGGAGGGAAUCCAUUCUAUUUCUGACUGGGAGUAUUUGGGUGGAAUAUGAUGAAGGGAUCUUUCUUAGAUCAAGGGGACUGAAAGGGAAACCCCCUUUAUUGAGCUUUUU